Molecule: messenger RNA, 931 nt
Organism: Pectinophora gossypiella (pink bollworm)
Lineage: Eukaryota; Metazoa; Arthropoda; Insecta; Lepidoptera; Gelechiidae
Product: trypsin, alkaline C-like
Exons: 4
Coding region: 52-873 (273 amino acids)
Biological process (GO): proteolysis
Molecular function (GO): serine-type endopeptidase activity
Source: RefSeq, a predicted model, not a curated record
UUAAAUGUGUUUUUAUUUGAGUUUGUGUCAGUGAGCCCAUAGUUCAUCAAGAUGCGUGUUAUUAUUCUGUUAGCCCUUGUGGGUGCCGCCCUGGCACGCAGCGCCAUCCCCGGCGCUCUGCCGAGGCAGCAUGAGCGCAUCGUGGGCGGAAGCCCCACCACCGUGGAGACCUACCCCUACAUCUCCAACAUGCAGUACCUGGUGUGGGGCGUCUUCUGGUCCACGUCCUGCGGUGGCUCCCUCAUCACCACCAGAACCAUCCUCUCCGCUGCUCACUGCUACUCCGGUGACUCUCCUUCCUCCUGGCGUGUGCGCCUGGGCUCCACCUUCUCGUCGUCAGGUGGUACCAUCCACAACGUGAACUCCUUCACGAUCCACGAGAGCUACAACCGGCCCGGGUCUCUGGAAAAUGACGUCGCUAUCGUCCACCUGGCUACUCCAGCUACGAUCUCUGCCUCAGUGCAGCUGGCUCGCAUCGCCGGACCCAACUACAUUGUCCCUGCUGGAACUGUCACCACCACUCUUGGAUGGGGCACCCUCUCGUCUGGCGGCAGCGCUCCGGAGCAGCUUCAGCACGUGGAUGUCAACAUCAUCAACCACCAGCUCUGCGCUGAGCGUUACGCAUUCCUGAAGACACAGCCCGGUUUCCAGAACUGGCCCGAUUUGACUGCCUCCAUGCUGUGCGCUGGUAUUCUCGACGUCGGUGGCAAGGACGCUUGCCAGGGCGACUCUGGUGGCCCCCUCGCCCACCAGGGUGAUAUCCUCGUCGGAGUUGUCUCCUGGGGCUACAGAUGCGCCGAUGCCUUCUACCCUGGCGUCUACGCUGAUGUCGCGUACCUGUCCAACUGGAUCGUCGAGAAUGGCUCCAUAUAAAUGUAAUACAACUGUGAAUAAUACGUUUAGAUUUUAAGAAUAAAUUGUUAUGAGUAUA